AUGCGAGGGGAUAAAACAGUGCUGGCUUUCUUCUCCUUCACAGCCAUGUUCUUCGUCUACCGCAUUCCCUUCUUCUUCUUCCUCUUUUUUUCAGUGUCAACCCUCUCCCUUUCUCACUCCCUUACACCUCCUGACAACUACCUCCAUCUUGAAUCUGAAGAAGCUGACAUCAUCCAUCAUAACGUCUCCACUCCAUGCCUCCCCUUAACCACUUUAUCAUCUGGGGAAGACCUUCCUUUUUCCUUGCAUCCAAUUGAGAUUGUUCGCAGCACUGGGGCUCCGGUCCAUGCUCUGGUUGUCGAGGUCACAAUUGCCUUGGCCUCCGAUCUUCACCCUAAACCACUCCCAAAUGGUCUUGGCAGUGCCUGCCUCUUCUGCAACCCAAUCAAUAGCAAAAAAAUUUUCAUAGCAAAGCCUGUCGACGAAGAGCCCUUAGCCUUAAACAACUCAAAGGACCUAGGCUCUCAACUACUAGGCCAACUGGGCCUUAAGACUUCAAUUCGCAUCGGUGAGGCUGCUACCUGUGAGCUUGCUGCAUAUCUCCUUGAUCACGAUUUCUUUGCUUCUGUACCUCUAACAACCCUCAUCAAAUUCUCUUACGCUUCUUUCUUCACUAAUGGCGCGCUUAAACUCGCAUUGCUUCAAUGCUUCAUUGGUCACGCUUUUUAUGCUGGUGAGUUGAGACCUUCUCUCUACUCUGUUUCCCCUGUUCACUAG
Messenger RNA from Arachis stenosperma, 717 nucleotides. RefSeq names its product phosphatidylinositol 4-kinase gamma 8-like. The transcript has a single exon. NCBI's taxonomy places the organism in Eukaryota, Viridiplantae, Streptophyta, Magnoliopsida, Fabales, Fabaceae. The coding region runs from base 1 to 717 and encodes 238 amino acids. The record is from RefSeq and is a predicted model, not a curated record.